Linum tenue is the source of this 492-nucleotide messenger RNA. The record is from the annotation of a GenBank genome assembly. NCBI's taxonomy places the organism in Eukaryota, Viridiplantae, Streptophyta, Magnoliopsida, Malpighiales, Linaceae.
AUGGAACCCAAAACACCCUCACUCGCACUAACCCUAAUAACUUGCCUCCUCCUUCUCCCUCUAUUUUCCCACGCUCACGUCCUAACCAACUCUACAUCAUCACCUUCAUCUCGAGUCGCCUUCCUCCAACACCUCAAAGGCUGCCACAAAGGAGACAAGCUCAACGACAUCCCUAAGCUCAAAGCCUACCUCCACAAGUUCGGAUACCUCGACGACUACACCAACCAAACCUCCCCUUCUUCCAACAACUACUUCGACCACCGCCUCGAGAAGGCCCUCAAGACUUACCAGGCCAACUACCACCUCAACGUCACCGGCGCCAUGGACUCCGCCACCGUCGCCUCCAUGAUGACACCACGCUGCGGCGUGGCUGACAUCAUCAACGGCACCAACUACAUGCAACCCCAACGACGUGGUGGCCGCAGCCACCACAGGCUGCACACGGUGUCUCACUUCUCUUUCUUUGAAGGGAGACCCAGGUGGAGAGCUUAG